Messenger RNA from Toxotes jaculatrix (banded archerfish), 1065 nucleotides. It is a transcript of the gene klhdc8a, whose product is annotated as kelch domain containing 8A. Bases 1 to 1065 code for a protein of 354 amino acids. Lineage: Eukaryota; Metazoa; Chordata; Actinopteri; Toxotidae. The transcript has 7 exons. The record is from RefSeq and is a predicted model, not a curated record. Gene Ontology annotation, molecular function: protein binding.
AUGGCGGUGCCUUCAGCCCAUGAGUUUCACUGGCAGAGCUUGGCACGACUGCCCAGCGGCCGCGUCUACCACACUCUCUCUGAAGUUGGGGGGCAGAUGUACAUGCUGGGGGGCUGCGACACUGCAGGGAGGCCUUGCCCCGGUCUGGAGCUCUAUUCUCCUGAGGGGGACCGGUGGAUAAGUUUGCCUCCAAUGCCCACCCCUCGUGCUGGGGCAGCUGUGGCAGUUCUUGGAAAGCAGAUCCUGGUGGUGGGAGGAGUGGGAGAGGACCAGAGCCCCCUCAAGGUGGUGGAGAUGUAUAACACAGAGGAAGGGAGGUGGAGGAAGAGGAGCGCUCUGCGGGAGGCCCUGAUGGGUGUAUCCAUCACUGUGAAAGAUGGACGGGCUCUGGCUGUGGGGGGAAUGGGUGCUGACCUGCUCCCUCGCAGCAUCCUGCAGCAGUAUGACCUGCGAAAGGAUGUGUGGGCGCUACUUCCUCCCAUGCCGACCCCGCGCUACGAUGCCAACACACAUCUGCUGGGCAACAAACUCUACGUGGCAGGUGGCCGUCAGUGUAAAAGACCGGUGAAGGCCUUUGAAGUGUACGAUGCAGAGACGCGUUCUUGGACCACUCUACCCAUGAUGCCCUGUAAACGUUCAUAUGGUGGUGUGAUAUGGGACACAGCUGGGAGGCUGUGUCUGCUCGGAGGACUGCGUCAAGGGGGAGGACACCAGAGCUCCAAGUUCACCAAGAACGUCAACAUUUUUGACACUAACCAAGGUGCCUGGUUGAAGUCAGAGGAGACGGUGGUGCUGAAAACAAAGAGAGCUGAUUUCGCGGCUGCUUUCCUGCGUGGCCGGAUGGUAGUGGCAGGAGGACUUGGUCAUGAACCCUCAGCACUGGACACAGUGGAGGCAUUUCAUCCUCAGAAGAAGAAGUGGGAGAGGUUGGCUCCCAUGACCUUCCCCCGAUGCUCCGCCUCCUCCAUUGUCAUCAGAGACCGCCUCCUGGUGGUGGGAGGAGUCAACCAGGUUCCCAGCUCAGCCCAUGAGAUCCUCUAUGUAAAAGAAGAGGAGUAUCUGUAG